AUGUGGGUGUUGCUGGCAAUAAUAUGUUUAAUUCAACAAACUGUCGCUUCAGAACAAUUCAGAAGUGGAAGACAUUUGAAUCCUCAAGCAUUUAUGACUAUUCCUCAAAUUAUCCAAUAUUGGGGUUACCCCAGUGAAGAAUAUGAAAUCCUGACAAAAGAUGGUUAUUAUCUGAAGGCAAACAGAAUUCCUUAUGGAAUCCAUGGUCCUGGGAAGAUAGGGUGUAGACCAGUUGUAUUACUCGUGCAUGGUUUGCUUGCUGAAGGGAGGUGUUGGAUUGCAAAUAUCCCUAGCAAUAGCCUGGGAUUUUUUUUAGCAGAUGCUGGCUAUGAUGUUUGGAUAAUUAAUACUAGGGGGAGCUCCUAGUCUAGAAGACACCAAAAGUUUUCAAUUGACCAGCAAGAAUUCUGGGAAUUCAGUUUUCAUGAAAUAGCAAUAUAUGAUAUUCCAGCAACAAUUGACUUAAUCCUGCAUAAGACUAAACAAGAAAAACUGUAUUAUAUUGGCCAUUCGCAAGGUGGGACACUGGGUUUUAUUACUUUUUCAGUCAUUCCAGAACUGGCUCCAAAAGUCAGUUGCUAUUUUUCCUUGGCACCUGGCUACACCUUGGUAAAUAGCAAGGGUCUUUUCUAUAUGCUUGUGGCAUUUCCUGAUGGACUCAGGCAACUUAUAUGGGGUACUAAAGAAUACUGCCUUUUCAGCCUGAAAUUGAAAGCUGCCAUCGCCAACUUGUGCAGUAAUCCAGGGUUUGACAAGUUGUGUCUCCAAACUCUUUCUCUUGGUGUAGGAUUUAAUGAAAAAAACACAAAUAUAAGUCGAGCAGAUGUUUAUCUGGGAAUCUUUCCUGACUUUUCAUCUGUAAAAGCAGUAACUCACUGGGGUCAGGUUACCAAUUCACACAAAUUUAGGUAUUUUGACUAUGGGUGUAAGAAUGAAGUCAUUUACAAUAUGACCACACCACCAUUUUACAUUAUAGAAGAGAUGUUUGUGCCAACAGCAAUGUGGAGUGGUAGAAAUGAUAUUAUGGAAGAUGUAAGCGAUAUUCAGCUCUUGCUCCCUCGAAUCCCUCAUUUAGCUUUCUAUAACCAUAUUCCUGACUGGCAACAUCUGGAUUUUAUCUUUGGCCUUGAUGCUCCAGAGCGCCUCUAUCCUGAUAUCCUUCAUCUGAUGGAGAAGUAUAAAUAA
Messenger RNA from Python bivittatus (Burmese python), 1185 nucleotides. Lineage: Eukaryota; Metazoa; Chordata; Lepidosauria; Squamata; Pythonidae. The record is from RefSeq and is a predicted model, not a curated record.